This is a messenger RNA of Perognathus longimembris pacificus (Pacific pocket mouse), 2373 nucleotides long. RefSeq names its product galactosamine (N-acetyl)-6-sulfatase (gene Galns). Gene Ontology annotation, molecular function: arylsulfatase activity; N-acetylgalactosamine-6-sulfatase activity. The record is from RefSeq and is a predicted model, not a curated record. Lineage: Eukaryota; Metazoa; Chordata; Mammalia; Rodentia; Heteromyidae.
CCCCCUCCGGUCACUUCGCCGCCGGCUCGCCCGGCUUCCAGACUCGCGGCUUCCCGGCUGGGCCCUCGCCGCGCGCCUCGGCCGGGCGCGGGAAAGCCAUGGCCGCGGUGCCCGCGACGCGCAGAGGGUGGCAGCUGCUGCUAGUGCUGAGUGCCGCGAGCGUGGUGGCCCCCGGCGCCCCGAGGCCCCCCAACAUCGUGCUCCUGCUCAUGGACGACAUGGGGUGGGGUGACCUGGGGGUGUAUGGAGACCCUUCUCGAGAGACCCCAAAUUUGGACCAGAUGGCUGCGGAAGGAAUGCUUUUCCCUAACUUCUAUUCUGCCAACCCUCUCUGUUCACCGUCCCGGGCAGCCCUGCUCACGGGACGGCUGCCCAUCCGCAAUGGCUUCUACACCACCAACGCGCACGCCAGAAACGCGUACACGCUGCAGGAGAUGGUGGGCGGCAUCCCCAGCUCGGAGCAUCUGUUGCCUGAGCUCCUGAAGGAGGCUGGCUACACCAGCAAGAUCGUGGGCAAGUGGCACUUGGGUCACAGGCCCCAGUUCCACCCCCUGAAGCAUGGGUUUGAUGAGUGGUUCGGCUCCCCCAACUGCCACUUUGGCCCUUACGACAACAAGGCCAAGCCCAACAUCCCUGUGUACCGGGACUGGGAGAUGGUCGGCAGAUUUUACGAAGAAUUCCCAAUUAAUCUGAAGACUGGGGAAGCCAAUCUCACUCAGAUCUACUUACAGGAAGCCCUGGAUUUCAUCAGAACACAGCAGGCAAAGCACCGCCCCUUCUUCCUCUACUGGGCCAUUGAUGCCACCCACGCCCCUGUCUAUGCAUCAAGGCCUUUCUUGGGCACCAGCCAGCGCGGGCGGUAUGGCGACGCCGUGCGGGAAGUCGAUGACAGCGUAGGGAAGAUACUGAGCCUCCUGAAGCACCUGGGCAUCGGGCAGGACACGUUCGUCUUCUUCACAUCCGAUAAUGGCGCUGCACUCAUUUCUGCUCCCAAACAAGGUGGCAGCAAUGGCCCCUUCCUGUGUGGGAAGCAGACCACGUUUGAAGGUGGCAUGCGGGAGCCAGCGAUUGCGUGGUGGCCAGGGCACAUCGCUGCAGGCCAGGUGAGCCACCAGCUGGGCAGCAUCAUGGACCUCUUCACCACGAGCCUGUCCCUUGCCAGCCUGAAGCCGCCCCGUGACCGAGUGAUUGACGGUCUUGACCUCCUCCCCACCCUUCUGCAGGGCCGGCUGGUGGACAGGCCAAUAUUCUAUUACCGAGGAAACACACUGAUGGCCGCCACCCUUGGCCAGUACAAGGCCCACUUCUGGACUUGGACCAACUCCUGGGAGGAAUUCAGACAGGGCAUCGAUUUCUGCCCGGGGCAGAAUGUCUCAGGAGUCACCACCCACACCCAGGAGGAGCACACGAAGCUGCCCCUCAUCUUCCACCUAGGCCGAGACCCAGGAGAGAAAUUCCCACUCAGCUUUGCCAGUGCUGAGUACCAGGAUGCCCUGGACAGAACCACCUGGGCUGUCCAGCAGCAUCAAGAGGCCUUGGUCCCCGGCCAGCCGCAGCUCAACGUGUGUGACCGGGCAGUCAUGAACUGGGCGCCCCCAGGCUGUGAAAAGCUGAGGAAGUGCCUGACACCUCCAGAGUCGGCUCCCACCAAGUGCUCCUGGCCCCAUUAGUAUCUGGACCCAAGCCAGGCUCAGAAUCCCCAGCCGGAGGGUAAGAAGGCUCUGGCCUCAGGACUCCCACGUUGGAAGAGUUCCAGUUGCCCUCUGCCUUGCCCACCCACCAGAUGGCACCUGCAACCAGCAGCAGAGCCCUGAGACCACACCCGACCCGUGGAGACUAGUCCACGGUCCGGGGCUGUCCAUUCCUGGGCCUGGCCACACAGCUGGCUGUGAAGGGUGGGGCUCUGACCACGGUGGCCCAUCUGUGCCCAGUGCCCUCUCCAGGGCCUGGAGGCCAGGGGGCACUUUCUCACUGCUCCUGUGUCUGCUUCACCCUUGGCAUUGAACACAUUGGUGCUGAUACUCAACGGAGUCCUCAGUGCUGGGCAGGCAGGACACCACGCAUCCACAUCGGCCCUCCCCUCCUGCAGCGCUGUGAGCCGCGGGGAGGUGGGGAGCAGGAAGGCAGACUCAGCCGGCCAUGGCAGAGCCGCUGUCACUUCCCCACGAGGGGCCCUGGGUCUCCCACCCAGCUAGUCCAGCACAGUGAGGCCCGCGGACUGCAGCUGCUCCUGUCAAUCUCCCGGGCCCCUCCCUGAACAGUGAGUGACACUGCACCAGCCGCUGAAGGCUGCCAUGAACGUUUCCAUAUCUGUACAGUGACCAACGACGAAACUGAAUUGUGAAAGUUGAGACAUUCCAACGAAGUUUAGAA